Messenger RNA from Gasterosteus aculeatus aculeatus (three-spined stickleback), 992 nucleotides. It is a transcript of the gene fcer1g, whose product is annotated as Fc epsilon receptor IgFc epsilon receptor Ig. Gene Ontology annotation, molecular function: IgE receptor activity. Gene Ontology annotation, biological process: cell surface receptor signaling pathway. Gene Ontology annotation, cellular component: Fc-epsilon receptor I complex. The record is from RefSeq and is a predicted model, not a curated record. NCBI's taxonomy places the organism in Eukaryota, Metazoa, Chordata, Actinopteri, Perciformes, Gasterosteidae.
UGUUAGAAGUGAAGUAAGCGCCGCUCAGGUCUUCACUAGAACGCAGAUCAACGCACCCACGAGUCGCUGUGUUUGCUCUGUGUGCUGGUCACUUCCAAGCCUGUGUUACCAUGACUGGGGGGGGCAGGAGCCUGUUACUGCUGGUCAUCUCUCUGUGGGUUAGUUUUGGGAGAGCAUCUGCUACUCUCACGGAGCCACAGAUCUGCUACGUGCUGGAUGGAAUCCUCUUUCUGUACGGCAUCAUCCUGACGGCUCUCUACUGCAGAAUCAAGAUCAUCAAUGCUAAGGUGGCUACAGCCGAGAACGCAAAGGGCAAGCAGCCUGGUGAUGAGAGCAUCUACACGGGUUUGUCCCCUCGUGCCCAGGACACGUAUGAAACAAUUGGAAUGAAGAAGUGACAUAGUUAACGGGAGCGCAUGCAUCGACAUUUCUUUGUUUUUUUGCUCUUGUGGAAUCAAUAAAAACUUCAGAAAGACAACACAGGAACUGGGAAGUUGAGCCUUGUAGUUUCAGAAAUGCUUAUCUUUAGUCGUUAUAAAUAUCUUAUAUAUUAUAACAUAUAAUAUGUUAUUUUUGUUCUGUUGCAACUAUUUAAUUUUCAUGCAAACAUGUUUGGAAAACAGCAAACAUACAGACCACUUAAGGAAAUGUGGUGGGUGAAUGUCAUAGUUUGUGUGCAUAGACUGUCCAUCUAACUUCCUCUUUUCGUCCAUGUUCCUUCUUUUGUGGCUCCAAAAGCAUUCUGGUGUUGUGCAAGAUGGUCGGCGAUGAAUGUAGUGGCCCCGGCCCCGUAGAGGCCCUGAGCAGUGUUUCCUGCACACCACAGGAUGGCAGUGAUGGCGCCUUCAGUCAAGCUCUACCUGUGCUUUCUUAAACACAAACCUGAGAGAAAAGCAAGGAAACAACACAGACUGCUGUAUGGUUUGCAAUGUAACCUGUAGGGUGCUUAGAGCGUUUUAUACAUAUUAAAGGUUCAACUUGCUUAUUAAAAA